AUGAGCCGGCAAUUCAGUUCCCGAUCGUUCUCCACGAGUGGAAAGAGAGGCUACUCCGUUUCUACCAGUGGCUUCAGAACGGGCGGCAGCUCAAUGUCGGCUGCACCGGUUGGAGGAGUGGGAGCUUCUUCUGGUGGCUUUGGCAGCAAAAGUCUCUACAGCCUUGGUGGAAGCAAGCGGAUAUCCAUGGGCCUGGUUCAGGGUGCUGGUGGAGGAGGUCAUUUUUCAGGAGGCUUCAGUGGAAGAAGUCUGGGUGGUGGCCUAGGAGGAUUCAGCAGUUUGAGCACAGGUUACGGAGGCUUUGGUGGCAGGGCCAGCUUUGGCAGUGGUGCAGGCUUUGGCGGUGGUGUUGGCCUCAGCAGUGGCCUUGGUCUUGGUAGUGGUGUUGGCCUGGGCAGUCAUCUUGGAGGCUUAGGUAGUGGCGGAUACACCUUUCCGGGCCCGGGGCCCGCUCCGGCACCGGGACGGAUCCAUAAUGUCAUUGUUAACAAGAACCUGUUGGCUCCCCUGAACAUGGAGGUCGAUCCUGAGAUCCAGAGCAUUCGGAUGCAAGAGAGGGAACAGAUCAAGACCCUCAACAACAAGUUUGCAUCUUUCAUUGACAAGGUACGAUUCCUUGAGCAGCAAAACAAGGUGCUGGAGACCAAAUGGGACCUGCUGUACCAGCAGGGCACACCAGCCCUGAGGGACAACCUGGAACCCCUUUAUGAGGCUUACAUCGACAACCUCCGAAGGCAGCUUGACUCCCUCGUCAAUGACAAGAACCACCUGGACAUUGAACUGAAGAACACCCAAGAACUUGUUGAGGAUUUCAAGAGCAAGUAUGAAGAUGAAAUCAACAAACGUACAGCUUGUGAAAAUGAUUUUGUGGUGCUCAAAAAGGAUGUGGACAACACCUACAUGCACAAGGUUGAUCUGGGAUCCAAGGCCGAUUCCUUGAUUCAGCACAUCCAGUUCUUAAGAGCACUCUUUGAUGUGGAACUCACCCAGGUGCAAUCACAAGUAAAAGACACAAAUGUUGUCCUACAAAUGGACAAUAACAGAGACUUGGACUUGGACAGCAUCAUUGCUGAAGUCAAGACUCAGUAUGAAGACAUUGCCAACAGGAGCCGAGCUGAGGCAGAGGCAUGGUACCAGAGUAAGUUCCAGGAGUUGCAAACUUCGGCUCAAAGGCACGGUGAAGACUUGAGAACCACCAAAGACGAGAUUGCAGAGAUGAGUCGGGUGGUCCAAAAACUUCGCUCUGAAGUUGAAAUAGUGAAGAAAGCAAUUAACAACCUGCAAUCGUCCAUCGCAGAAUCUGAGCAACGUGGAGAGAUGGCCCUCAAAGAUGCUCGGAUGAAACUCAUCGACCUACAGACUGCUGAAACAAAUUCCAAGGACGAGUUGGCUCGCCUGCUGCGGGACUACCAGGAACUGAUGAAUGUGAAAUUGGCCCUGGAUGUUGAGAUUGCCACUUACAGGACACUGCUGGAGGGAGAGGAGAGCAGGAUGUCAGGCGAGUUCACAACUCCUGUCAACAUUUCGGUAAUCAGCAGUUCCAGCAGCAUCGGUGGUGUUGGUGGUGGUGGAGGAGUCGGAGGAUAUGGAAUCGGAGGAGGAAGUGGAUACGGCGCCGGAGGAGGAAGUGGAUAUGACAUUGGAGGAAGCGGGUUGAGCCUUGGCGGAGGAGGCAGUGGUGGACACAGCCACAUCGGCAUUGGAAGAACAGGCCGGUUUAGCACUGGAGGCAGCCUAAGUGGUUCGGGAAGCAUCACUGGUGGGGGAUAUGGCUAUGGAGGAGGCAGCUCAAGUGUGAAAAUGGUGUCCUCCACAAGCUCAAGUAAA
Molecule: messenger RNA, 1827 nt
Organism: Pogona vitticeps (central bearded dragon)
Lineage: Eukaryota; Metazoa; Chordata; Lepidosauria; Squamata; Agamidae
Product: keratin, type II cytoskeletal 75-like
Biological process (GO): keratinization; intermediate filament organization
Cellular component (GO): keratin filament
Molecular function (GO): structural constituent of skin epidermis
Source: RefSeq, a predicted model, not a curated record